Amphibalanus amphitrite is the source of this 923-nucleotide messenger RNA. Its product is annotated as glutamine-rich protein 2-like. Lineage: Eukaryota; Metazoa; Arthropoda; Thecostraca; Balanomorpha; Balanidae. Bases 296 to 823 code for a protein of 175 amino acids. The record is from RefSeq and is a predicted model, not a curated record. The transcript is spliced from 5 exons.
GCACUGUGUCUGCAAUCCACUGCCGCUUCCACGAAUCAUUGACGGACCGGUUUGGUCCUCGGACGUGGCGUCUGCGCUCUGCCCCGGCCCGUCCCGAUCAGCUUGACCGAAGGCAAGGAAUAGCAACUAUGUGCGGAUAUGCUGGAAUAAAUUGGUAUUGGUAUUGCCGACGGUGGUGCUGACGUCACACACCGGUCUGCCGGCCUGAUAUAUAAAGCCGCCGGGCCCGUCGGACUGCAUCAAUCCCAGCUGUAGAACACACAGAGUCGGUCUACCCCCAACAAACAGAAUCAUCAUGAAGGUGUUCGCCGCUCUUUUGUGCCUGGUGGCGGUAGCCGCGGCUACCCGGGUCUACAACCAGCCGGGACGCGGUCGCCGCCCGGUCGGUGUUCACCCCGGUUUGGGACACGGCCGUCAGGGGCAAGUUGGUCUGGGACAGGCUGGUCUGGUCCAGCCCGGUCUGGGACAGGCUGGUCUGGUCCAGCCUGGUCUGGGACAGGCUGGUCUGGUUCAGCCCGGUCACAGCGCUGGCAUUAUCCCUGGCGGUGGUGUGGCCACUGGAAAUGCUGCGGGAAAUGUGCUCCAGGCACAGCAGAGCACUCCCAUCGGAGGGUCUACCCAGACUCAGCAGACUUCAGCUGUCGCCGGGGGCAGCGCCUCUGGUCUGGGAUCGAGCAGCAUCAACCAGGCGUCGUCCCAGGGCUCCCAGUCGACCGGCCUCUUCGGCAAUCAGCAGUCGAGCAACACGGACGCGCUCUCUGUGCAGCAGGGUGGCGGCAGACUGAUCGGACAGGGCAUCCCCGUCGGCAGCUACGGAAAGUAGGCUGUGUGAACUGUGUUCUGGGGGAGGCUGACAUUUGAUAUUUUCCUGAAAAUGUGUCAUCAUCGAAGUGUUGAAAUAUACGUGAUCCAACAUCACAUGA